AUGAUGAACCUUAUUUUAAGAAAAUAUGUUUUAGACGAACAUCAUGAUGGUUAUCCUGAUGAAAAUGAUUCUGAUAUUGAACAGGAACCACAAAGUUCAAUAGCUCCACAUUUACUGCUACCAAAUAUAAUAAAAUAUUCAACUUUAUCAAUAAAUAUCUACUCUAAUAAUCAUCAACAGCAAAACUAUAGAAAAGCCAUUUCAACACGCGUCCGUCAAUUUGUUACUAGUAUUGUUGAUGAUAGUAGUAGUAGUUUGGAAACUGACGCAGAAGAAAAGUAUCAAGAAUUAAAACGAAAAAUUAGUGAACUUGACCAGACAAAAAUUAAUUAUUUGGCAGCAAAUGAAGAAUGCGACAAACUCAAAAAUAGUGAGGAUUGGAGUAGAUUAGUGGUGGAAUUUGUUGAUGAAAAUAAAAUUACAAUAGCACUUAAACUAUUUGACAAGAUGAAAUCAUUAUCAUUGUUUCCUAACCAAGAAGCAUUCACUGCAAUGUUGAGAGGUUUAAGUGAAGAAAACGUUUCGGCAAACCCCGUAAGACAUUUAAGAAAAAUUAUUGAUUUGAUGAAUGCAAAAAGCAAAACAAAUCCUGAAUAUAGACUUGAAACUGAGCAUCUAAAUUACCUAUUAAAAACUUGUCAAAAUUUUGGCAAUCUUAGUGCUGCAUAUAGUUCUUACGAAAAAUACGUAAAAAAUGGAAUUGUGAAACCAGACAAAUCAACUUAUUUAUGCUUAUUGGCAACAAGUAUUAAACCUGCUUCAAGUGAUCCAAGAUUAGCUCAAAAAAUAGCAAAUGAUAUAUGGGAUAGUUUGGAUAAAAGCAUGGAUGUGCAAAAUAAUGAUAAUAACUCUGUACCUAUUGAUGACGAAUUGGUUUGUAAUAUACUUGCAACAUACAAAAGUAAUCAUCAUUUAAAAGAUGCGUUUAGUAUUAUUGAUUAUACAUAUGGAAUUGGUAAAUAUCAAUCAUCAUCAUCAGCUUUAAAUUUACCAAUUACACAGGAUUCUUUAAAUACUAUUAUUAAUAUGUGCAUUGAAGGAAGAAGAUAUAUCUUGGGGUUAAAAUACUAUAACCAGAUCAUUGAAAAAUAUCCAAACAUAGAACCUGAUAUUAGUGCUUACAAUGGUUUAAUGUCUCUGUACAAUUCAACAUAUCAAUACAAUAAAAUUUUAGAAUUAUUUAAUGAUAAAAUAAAAGAUACAGAGAUAAAACCAAAUAGAGAAACAUUCAAAGCAGUGUUGAUGGCAUGCCAUAAUCUUCAUAGUUUAGAUGGUGUAAAAUAUUUCAUUGAAAACUACUCGGAAAUAGGAAUUGAUUUCAAAGAAAUAGAUAUAAUAGAAUUGAUGAAGUCAUCUAUUAAGCGAGCCAGAAUUAAUGGAAAUCCUGAUGAUAUUAUUUGGUUACUGAAUAAAUUAGAUGAGGCAGAUCCUGUCAAUGUCCAAAAUAAACAACUCCCCCAACUUAAAAACAUGAAUAAACCUUUAUACCUAACUAUCAUUAAUCUUGCUUACGAUAUUGUAUUAAAGGCAGAGAACUUGUCAGAAGAUAAAAAAAUUCAAUGGCAAAAAGACAAAAGGUUUUUUGAAGAAAAAUAUGCAGAGGUUUCUGAUAAACUUGAAAAAAUAUUACAAGACCAAAUGAUAAAUAAUAUUAAAACUCCUACAAAAUCUCUACUAGACAAUAAACUAAAACAAAUGCCUGACCAUGCCAAUUAUAUGUCAUUUUUAGAGAAUCAAUUAAGCAAAGUUUCCAAUUCUUCUGAGAAUUACUACAAUUACUUACCUGUUGUUCAAUCAUCAGGAUAUGGUUCAACUGGAUAUCCUCCAGCAACACCAAAGAGUGAUGUUAUGCUAAAAGAAAAAUUAAAGAAGCAACAGAUGAAAUUGGAAGUCUUCAAAAUUAUUGACAAAUGCUCAAUUCACCGAGCUUUAUAUUUCUUUUCAAAAUAUGCUUAUGGCAUUCUUACUGAUACAAAUUCUUCUGUUGCUAACCUUGCACCAUCAAAAGAUAAAGACAGUUCAGCAAGGAAAUAUGAUUGUAAUAUCCACAAACCAUUUAUUUACAUAGUAACACAGGAUUGCUUAAGUGGCAUAGACCAGAUUCCACAUGAUGAAGAUAUCUCAGCACAUGAUAUUAUUCAGUUUGGUAGACCUCUUUGGGCAUCUAAUUGGGUAGCUAGCAAACAUUCAAAUAAUCAAUUUAAAUUUCGUGAUGUAAUAAAUCUUGCAAAAGCCAAACUUCUUGGAAGUACCUCUAGCUGGGAUAGAGAAUCAAGCAUUGCACCAGAACUUUUUAGGGAGCACAUGGCUACUCUGAUUGCAAUUGACAAAGAUUACAAAAAUUAUAUUAUCACAUACCCUUCUGAACCUAUACUUUCAGAGGCUUCAUUGGAACUAAUAUCAGAGGGAAAUAUUUGGAAAGAAGUUCUUCAAGAAUUAGAUUUCACUUUUCGAUCAGGUGGUAUUCUUGAUGCUGGCAGUCAAGGUGAGCUUGCUGUAAGGUUAUUAUUGUUGAAUGCCUGGCAUCAUCUGGUCCUCUCAAAAAAGUCAAUUAACUCUAAGGUGGCAUUUUCUUCUCGAUUUCCAGUUAUUGAUUUCCUUCAAGAACUUUUUGGUGGUGCAUUUCCAAAAGAAAAGUUUUCCCACUUCAAUGAUUUUUUGUUAGAAUUUACACAUCUCAUUCCAGUCACAUAUGUACCAGUUAAAGAAGAUCUUAUUCCAAUCUAUAAAUGA
This is a messenger RNA of Entrophospora sp. SA101, 2733 nucleotides long. Lineage: Eukaryota; Fungi; Glomeromycota; Glomeromycetes; Entrophosporales; Entrophosporaceae. The record is from the annotation of a GenBank genome assembly.